AUGGCCUGGGAUCUCAGCAAAGCUGCUUGGCUUUAUCCUCUUCGAGUAGCCUUUCUGGCCAUCUUCCAAGGCGCCGGAGCAUGGAUCAGCGGUGCCUUCUUAGUCCUGGGAGAAGGAGCCGCCAUUGUUGCCGCGCUGUUCGAGGCGUUCUUUGUCGAUGAGACGCUCGUGGAUAUAUUCGAUGCCGUGCUGGUAAGCGAGGGCCAGGGUGAUCUGGUCGCGGCUUCUCGCGUACUAUAUCCGCAAGGCGACGAUGUCGUCAAGCGACUGGGCAAGCCAACACAGAGUGCAGUGUACUCGCCUUUCUCUCUGCGUCAGAUCCUGGAGUUUAUUCUUCUGCUUCCAUUGAACUUUAUUCCUGUCGCGGGCACUCCCAUGUUUCUCAUCCUGACCGGCUACCGCGGCGGGCCGUUUCACCACUGGCGGUACUUUCAGCUGUUGGACUUGUCUAAGCAACAGAGGAAGGAAAGAAUCCGGAAGAGGCAGUUGCAGUAUACUACAUUUGGGACCGUGGCAUUGAUUCUGCAGUUGGUGCCUGUCCUCUCUAUGUUUUUCCUGAUGUCGACUGCGGUCGGCGCGGCAAUGUGGGUGGUUGACAUCGAAAAUCGACGACCUCUUCUGGGCGAACGGCCGGAAAGAGAUGCGCACUAUCGUGACAAUGAUGAUACUCUGGCGUGA
Aspergillus mulundensis is the source of this 678-nucleotide messenger RNA. RefSeq names its product EI24 domain-containing protein. Gene Ontology annotation, cellular component: lipid droplet; ascospore wall; prospore membrane. The record is from RefSeq and is a predicted model, not a curated record. The coding region runs from base 1 to 678 and encodes 225 amino acids. Lineage: Eukaryota; Fungi; Ascomycota; Eurotiomycetes; Eurotiales; Aspergillaceae. The transcript is spliced from 3 exons.